AUGGAAGACAAUGAUGAGAUUGACGUUUUGGACACACUUGCACAAAAUAUGCUUCAUGUUCUUGCACCUCUUCGUCGAGCGUCUCGGCUACGUGAAAGAAACAAUGCAGAAUGGAUGAUCGAUAACGUCCCUGAUUUCGAUUACGAAAAAACAUUACUCGCUGCACCUGUCGCGGAUAACAAUGACGAUGCUGAUUUUGAUUCUCCGUCGGAUCAUGAUGUUUUCUCAAAACUGCAAGAAUUGUUGGUAUGA
This is a messenger RNA of Didymodactylos carnosus, 252 nucleotides long. The record is from the annotation of a GenBank genome assembly. NCBI's taxonomy places the organism in Eukaryota, Metazoa, Rotifera, Eurotatoria, Philodinida, Philodinidae.